Molecule: messenger RNA, 4824 nt
Organism: Lepus europaeus (European hare)
Lineage: Eukaryota; Metazoa; Chordata; Mammalia; Lagomorpha; Leporidae
Gene: PCYT1B
Product: phosphate cytidylyltransferase 1B, choline
Exons: 8
Coding region: 139-1248 (369 amino acids)
Biological process (GO): CDP-choline pathway
Molecular function (GO): phosphatidylcholine binding; choline-phosphate cytidylyltransferase activity
Source: RefSeq, a predicted model, not a curated record
CCUCCCCCAGGGAAGACAGAAAGAAGGGAAGAAGCAGGGGGAUGGGUAGGGAAGAGAAAAAUACGUGACAAAGAAAACAUUCUCUGUCUGGGAGGAGACUCACAGAGAGAGUAGAGCCUGAGGGAGCAUUCGCUGGCCAUGCCAGUACUUAGCAUUGAUGCUGAGUCAGAAACAGGUAUCCCAAAAUCCCUUUCUAAUGAGCCUCCCUCAGAAACCAUGGAGGAAAUAGAGCACACAUGCCCACAGCCUCGACUGACCCUGACUGCACCUGCCCCAUUUGCAGAUGAAACCAGUUGCCAGUGCCAAGCACCCCAUGAAAAACUGACCAUUGCUCAGGCUCGCUUAGGAACACCAGUUGACAGGCCUGUCAGAGUAUAUGCAGAUGGAAUAUUUGACCUCUUCCACUCAGGUCAUGCAAGGGCACUUAUGCAAGCAAAAACACUGUUUCCCAACAGCUACUUGUUGGUAGGAGUCUGCAGUGAUGAUCUCACCCACAAAUUCAAAGGGUUCACCGUGAUGAAUGAAGCAGAGAGAUAUGAAGCUCUCAGACACUGUCGCUAUGUAGACGAAGUCAUCAGAGAUGCUCCAUGGACACUCACACCAGAGUUUCUGGAAAAACACAAGAUUGACUUUGUGGCUCAUGACGACAUUCCAUAUUCGUCGGCUGGCUCUGAUGAUGUUUACAAGCAUAUCAAGGAAGCAGGAAUGUUUGUUCCGACACAGAGAACAGAAGGCAUCUCAACAUCAGACAUCAUCACCAGAAUUGUCCGUGACUAUGAUGUUUAUGCCAGACGCAACCUCCAGAGAGGAUACACAGCCAAGGAACUGAAUGUCAGCUUUAUCAAUGAGAAGAAGUAUCGUUUCCAGAACCAGGUGGAUAAGAUGAAGGAAAAGGUCAAGAACGUGGAGGAAAGAUCAAAGGAAUUUGUUAACAAAGUAGAAGAGAAGAGUCACGAUCUAAUUCAAAAGUGGGAAGAGAAGUCAAGGGAAUUUAUCGGCAACUUCUUAGAAUUGUUUGGGCCUGACGGAGCAUGGAAGCAGAUGUUCCAGGAAAGGAGUAGCCGGAUGCUACAGGCCUUAUCUCCGAAGCAGAGCCCCGUGAGCAGCCCGACCAGGAGCCGGUCCCCAUCACGCUCCCCAUCGCCUACCUUCUCCUGGCUGCCAGCCAAAGCCUCGCCUCCCUCCUCGCCUAAAGCAGCCUCUGCCUCCAUCAGCAGCAUGAGUGAGGGGGAUGAGGAUGAGAAGUAACAGCGGCUGGCACACACGAGCCACACCACACAGAUCGGGGAGGUGGGAGGGAUCAUGGGGAAUGCCUGGGUGGUGUUCGGAGGGGAAGAGUCACAGGCGCUGUUUGGCUCAGCAGAGGGACUCUGAACUCUGUCAGUUCUCCCUCAUUGUCCACAUAACCCAGGACUUGGGCUCGGCAUGGAGGUUUCCAGGCAAACUACACAAACCUUCUUAGCAUCAUCUAGAAUCACUCUACUUUAACCUUGCUAAGGAAAUAGGCAGAGCACCCCCCAGGAGACUUGCACUGAGUGGGGUGUCCUCUGCUUUGGUCCUUACACCCAACCCUACCAAGUAAACCACCUGUGGAAGUCGCUGUUCCCUCCAAUCUGCUACUUCUGGCUCCAUGAGCGCCCUGCACGUUGUCUCCUGCCACCCAAGCUCUGCCAGAAUAAAUGUUUCCAAUACAGGUGACCAAGUGCUGCUGAAAUAGUCGAGUUAAAAACAGAUUCCAACCUUCUUGGUUCAGCUACUAAUACUUGGUGUAAAGCAUCAGCUCUUUUCAGAGUCAGGAAUGUGGCAAGGCCACCAAGUAUGCACCUGAACACCGCGUGUCAAGGGCCUACUGUGCUCCUGGCUGUACCCUCUCUUCACUGGUUUGAUGUCAUUGUUUCCCAGAAAUUACCUAAAAUCAGUGGGACCUGCAACAAAGAAACAUGGAAGAAUGGGGCAGUAUAGAAAAUGAGGAGCUGUGAGCCUUUAGCUCCACAUUUGGCAGAUGAUAAAUGGCUCCCCCAGCUUCUCCUUUAAGGAUGCUAUUAUGGAAUGGCCUUUCCCAUUUCUGACCAAUUAACAGUGUCACAGACCUACUUGAUGUACCAAACAGAUAGUGUACCGAUAGGGGUGCUACCUGCACGUAUCUGUUCUGUGUAUGCUCCAAACACGCCACCCCAGGGUGGAUGUCACAUACAAUAUGAAUCUAUGGUGAUGGCAUUUUAUAAUAUACUCCUCUCCUGCUCACCAUAUCAAUACCCCACUGAGAUCUUUGCUCUAAAGAACCAUCUGGUUCCCUUGUGACUUGGGCAGUUUGUCAAAAGCUCAUCCCAGAUCUCUGUAGAAAUGUUUUGUCCCAACCAAGAAAUUCCUAUGUCAUUACUGUGGUCUCCCCUUAUACUGGUGGGUGAAAAGAGGCUCUGAAGAGCUUUGCAGAGAACCAUGGCAUCAGUUAGGCUCUCAGCGUCUGAAUGGCUUAGGUACUAUUGCAGUUAUCUCUGGCCCUCAGUUUGCCAAAUGGGAUGGAGACUCUGAACACUUCUGCUGAGCUGUCUGAAUUUACUGCUCCCUAAUCACAUGUAGGUAAAGGAGCAGACAGUCAAGGUUUGGAACCAAACUCUUUGAUAGAAAUAGGUCUUGCCUGGUUAUCCCAGUAAAGUUAGAGACAGAGCUGGGGCCUGACUGAGCAGAGGCCCAAACCAGCAACUUGGGGGCAGAGUCUAGCAUCUCUUCUGAUAUCCCUUUUUCAGAGGCCUUGGGAACCAGCUUUCUAAGUGACAAGGGGGGCAACCAAUGAAUGAAAGUGGCAUGUCUUUCCCCUUCGUGUUGGGGUCAAACUACCUCCCUGGCCACCUGGAGAGGAGUGGCAAUUGUUGCCAAGCAAAAGUACAAGGUCAAGCUGGCUUGGAACCUCCUCAGUCCUGGCUCACUCUCUCUCCCCAGAACUCUGCCAAGUACUCGUGUGGGACAGAGUGCUGGCAGGAACAUGGCGCAUGAGAAGAAAACAUUUUGGACACAAGGCCCACCCAGACUAUUGCUCCACAGAGAAAGGCAAGGGCCCCAUUCUUCCAUUGUGCCCAUUUGACCUCUGUUCUCCAUCAUGUAUCCAGGACAAACAGUUCAUAGAUGCCCUCCAUGUCAGUUGGUUGCCACGUAUAGCAAUGAAGGGACAAGGAGACUGGCCAGGCACGAGGAAGAGUAGCGGAGAACAAGGGAACAGCAAUGGAGAAAACAGGUUCCUGGAGAGAAGAAAGGAGGCUAAAGAAAAUCUGCUCUCUUAAAUCCCUUCAGGACCUCCCUUCAUAGGGUAAACUCUUGGGAAAGCCUUUUAUGUUCUUACUCCAUGGUCCAGGGCAGAAAGAUCCACUUUUACUGGAGUCCAGUUGUGGUGUGGGGUUGAUGUAAUAGACUGACAAUAAAUUUGCAGACGUCAUACCCCAUACCAACAGGUGCCACUUACAUGACCUAUCCAACAGUGCUGCCAUAGCUGCCAAUUACAGGAAGCAACUGAUGCCGGGGAUGUGCCGGGAUGGGCCAAUACAAACCCUAAAUCUCACCCUACUAGCUCUAAGAAAACCUCCCCACCCUGCCAAGGCUAGGAGCCUACUGACAAGGAAUUAGAAACACUCUGCAACCCACCUUUUGCUAUCUCAUGGCCAUCUCUGUCUCUUCUAGCUUCUCCCCAACCCCCAGCCACCUUCCUGCUCCCAGAGGUUUAUCGCUCGAGAGUGAGUUAAAGCUGAGAGAGGUAAGCAGAAAUUACAGAAAGCAAGGACAGAGAAUCCCUUUGCCGUGGAAAAGGAACGAAGGUCCAGACUGUGAGGGCCACAAGACCGCCAUUUCGGAUUGUGGAAGGGGCAGGUUGUGAAGAUGGGAGAGCAUGGGUCUCAAGUAGGGCGGCAGUGGGAGGGGAUUUAUUUUCUGCUCCCUUUCAAGUGUUACCACGCCUCCAACCGGUAAAGAACUAGGACUCCUGUUAUGUAUCUCCAGGGUUAUGGAUACCCAUGCAGGGUGUGGGUUCCUGCCUCGCUAGCUUCCCCAUGUUGUCCUAUGGGAGACCCUGAAGUCAUACGUUUAGCCCUCCUCCAGCUAAGAAACUUGGGUACAAUUAUAAUGCCACAGUCACACUGAAUGGCCUGUUUCUGGCAAGCAAGCUCCUGGGCACCAGGACCCUACAGACGCCAAGGAAAGGCAGCUACAAGAGAAACAAGACACCAAUGGCAGCCUGGCUUCUGCCUUGCUCUCGGAAAAAGACACAGCAGCGGGACUGCAAGCUUGCUCCCCUCUGCCUUAGGCUGCUAGAUACUAUGAGUCCAUCCUUUGAGGGAGGGACAGGAAGAGCAUAGAUUUAUUUUCUCUCCAUCUCAAGGACUUAUUUUAGCACCUGGUCAUCCCCCCAGGGAGAGAUGCGAGAUGACAUCACAGGCUCCGCUAAUCAGCUGAGCCUGACUCUAGCAAAGAGGUGCCUGUUUCUCAGACAUCCCUUCUGCACUAGUGUUGGCUGUCAGAUUUUUUUUUAACAAAAGAAAUAGCUCCUGAGGCAUUUGCACCAUAUACUCUCCUGUAGUGUUUUGUUGUGUCACUGCAAUGUGUCUGGGGACAAAGCCAUAAGAAAAGCAUACACACUUGAGACUAUGCUGUAUAUAUAAGACAAAAAGACCAUGCGCCUGGGUUGAAGCACGACCUUAGGCCCAAGCAUUUGCUCUGGUGCUGAAUAUCGCAAACUUCUGGAAUCAGCUCCCCACCCCGCGUUCCCAUGCCACCCCCGCUCCCAUCCCACUCCUGCCCCCAAAUGAAACACAGCCUUCCCAACUCAUUUAUAAAUAA